Messenger RNA from Pseudozyma flocculosa PF-1, 3765 nucleotides. RefSeq lists its product as uncharacterized. NCBI's taxonomy places the organism in Eukaryota, Fungi, Basidiomycota, Ustilaginomycetes, Ustilaginales, Ustilaginaceae. The record is from RefSeq and is a predicted model, not a curated record. Bases 1 to 3765 code for a protein of 1254 amino acids. The transcript is spliced from 3 exons. Gene Ontology annotation, biological process: intra-Golgi vesicle-mediated transport. Gene Ontology annotation, cellular component: TRAPPII protein complex; trans-Golgi network.
AUGGUCGCCGCCCCGACCGCAUCCCCCACUGCCGCCUCGGCCCACUGCGCCCUCCUCUCCCACCUCUUCUCCACUUCCGCCCUCUCGGUUCACGUCCCCUCGGCAUCCCGCAGCCAUGCAAGCGUCGACCUGUCCAAUCAAGUAGAGCUGCUGAGGAGCAGUCAAGAUACCACCGCCACUUCGAUCACCACCAUCAGGGAGACGGCCUACUACGACGAGAACCUCGGCGCCAUCGUCGCGCUUCGCAUCCCAACCUCGGCUGCCCUGCCACCACCGCCGCCAUCGACCCCGCUCGAUUCCCGGUUACGCACCUCGGGGCUGCCUCUGCCCCUUGCUCCGCCUCACGUCCAUCAUGGGUCCGCUGCUGGCAGCGCGGAGCACGACGACGCCGCCGCCGUGCCCCGCAUCCUCUCCACCCUCCUCUUCUGCCUCCACGUCGCCCUGAGGGCAGAGUACGUCCCCCUCGCACAGAUCCAUGCCGCAUCUCAGCCCUCUCAGCACAGUCCAUUCGACCCGCUGCCCACCGUGCAUCGAGCACACGCACCCUACCAGCUCCAGCAUCCUGCCGACCCGCGUCACCCGCAACACCAGCAGCUGCAGCAGCACUCAGGCCAGUCGCACCCCGUCGGCUUCUUUGCGGCCGCAUGUGCCGGUAACAAGGGCUUCGACGCGCCCAAGGUAGAGUCAGACAAGGUGGACCGCCGGGCAUCGCACCUUGGUGCCCAUCUCCGGCGCUCUCGGGGCUACAUCGCCUUCGAUGGCGAACACUGGACUGUCCGAUGGCUCUGCGACGUGCCCGUCACGUUUGCCUCGACCCCCUUCGUGCCCGUCCUGUCCCUCACAGCCGCCCUCACCCUGCGCCUCUCGCCUCCGCUGCUCGACAACCUCCUCUCCGACCCGCUCGAGCUGGCCAACCUGUCCGCCCACGCCUUUUCCCACUCGCUCCUCUCCCCCCUCCAUCAGGGACCCGUCUAUCCGGACGAGUCGACCAGCGAGAGGCUGAUCCGCAUGCGCAACUCGUCGGCCCUCGGUCUCGAUGGCCCGCGAGGUCUCGGCAGCCACCUUACGCAGCUCGGAAAAGAGGUGCUGGGCGGCAGCCAUACCCUCGUCACGCCCCGGAGCGGCCUCGAGGGGCUCAAGGAGGUCGAGCGCAGGAGGAAGCGGAUGCUCGAGGCUGCCCUAGCGGCGGCCGGUCCCGACCCGAACGGCGCCUCGGCCGGCGCCAGCGGCAACCUCAGGUCGGACGACGGCGACGGUGAUCUCGGCGGUGGCUCCAGCCACAGAGGUGGCCCCGGUGGCGGUGACAUCGUCGACGACGACUCGGAUGGCGACGGUCGCGACUCGUCAUCGUCGCUGACAACGGCCCCGACUCACAGCGAUACAGCUGGCCUGCAGGUGCUCAAGCGCAGCGCGCGGACGGUGCUCGACGUCAAGAGCGGUCUCGGCGUGAGGAUGCGCACGCUCUUCACGCCCUUUUCGCCCUUUUCGCAGCGCGUCGACGCCGGCAGCGACCUGGACGAGGUCUCGGGCGAAGGGCUGGACGAGGCCUCGCUGGUGCUCUGUGUCGAGCUUGAGAACCCGUCCCAGUCCGGCCUGGAAUUCGACGUCCAGGACAUCGAGGUGCGCGUCGAGCAGGUCAGCGGCGAGGCCAGGGCCGUCGUGCGGCUGCUCGAAGGAGCGCCAGUUACGCCGGGACCGACGUCUGCGGCUGGCAGGACCGGGUCGAGCGGGUCGUUCCCGGUGCGGCUAGAGCAAGGGCAGCAGCGGAACCUGCUCUACUACCUCAGCGUCGAAGACGGCGACCCGACGUAUCAGCGCCCUGCUAUCCAGCUUGGUGGCGGCAACCCGGGCCGGAUGAGCAGCCUGCCCGGCUCGGGCAAGCGCAACGUCGCCAUCAUCGUCAAGGGCAGGCCCAUCAUGCUCGGCCCAAGUGCCUCGCCAACCACGUCAGAGAUGGAGCCGUUUGACUCCAAGUGGAACUGUGUUCUCGACCUUUCACCGCUCUUCAACUGCGCACGACGACGCGCCAAUGUCAGCCGGCCCUUUUCGGAACUGUCGCUGGCAGCGCCUCGCUACGCCGCGACGCCUGCGCCAUCGACGAAAGGCGGCAACGCCAGCCGACCUGCGUCGCAGCAGGUGUACCCGCCUACGGCGGGCAGCGUGCGUCACUCGGCGCUUGCCCUCGAAGAGGCAUAUCAGGUCGACCGAUCGCGGAACCUCGACAAACUUGCGGCGUCGGGCAGCGUCGCUGCCUCGAACGUGGGCGUCGGCGGCGCGCGCGGCGCUGCAGCGACAAAUCCGCGCCUCGCGGCCAUGGGCAAUGCCAUGGGCCGAUCGCUUUCGUUUGGGCCGAGCGUCGCGGCUGGCGCAGGCCAACGAGGCCCCAACGACCCGGUCAUGGCUCGAUCCGGAUCAUCGGGAACGAUACCGCAGCGCCAACAGCAGCAGCAGCAGCAGCGACAGCAGAUCGGACGCGGCCAUCCUCCUCCGCUCUCGCUCUCGACGGCGGGCGUGGCCGGAGGCAUGUCGCGGCAGCCCUCUGGUUUUGCGGCGGGUGAGAUGACGCCCGGCUACCCCGGUACGCCACGGUCGGCGAGCUUCCGGCUCGGAUCGGCCGGCGGUAUAUCUGGUGGAGGAGGUGGCUUGCUGUACAAGGCCAGGCAGCGUGCCAUCAGCGCCGCCACGACCGCUGCGGCAGGGGCAGGAAUGCCCGAGGACUCGGCGGGUCAGGGCCGGAGCAGGACGGUCAUGUCGAUCGGCCAAGAGUGGGGUCAGCAGCAGGAGCUCGACUCGAUGCUGGAACGCCGCCCUUCGGCGGCGGCGGUGCACGGCUACGCCGGUGCGGCUGCCGAUCCAUCGACGGCGACGGCGGCAAGCCUGCGGACGAUACGGCCGUGGUCGCAUGCCAACGCUCACGCCGAUCCGAACGUCGUUGGGGCCGGGCAGCACGAUGGCAUCCUCGUCACGACGACGAUCCUCCCGCCACGGCCGCCAUCGUUGUCGUCGCCGUCGUCUCUGCCGUCGUUGUCGGGGUCGUCGUCGACCAAAUCGCCGGACUCGGCAGCGGGUCAGCUCGAUGGCGUAGGCGAGGCUGAGCCGCAUCGGCGCCAGUCUGUAGCCGAGGAUCUGACGUUUACGUCUUCGAUCACGGCCAACGGGCAGGAAGCGGCGGCGAUCAGCACGGGCGAGAAGCUGGUGUCGUCGGACCUGCCCGGGGAUGUACCCGGAGAUGCCGUGGGGGCAGUGGCUUCGGUGGCGCAGGACGACGUGGCCAAUGCGGCGGCGGCGGCCGAGGGCGGGCGGUGGAAGCACGAGCGCGGCGGGGUGGUCGAGAUUGAGGUUGCGCUGGUCAACCGGCAUCGCGGCGGGUCGUCGGCGUUGGGCGGGGCGGAUGGGUACGGGUACGCGGGCGGCGAGCAUGAUGGCGGGGACUGGAGCGUGGUGGUGAGCUGGGACGAUGCGUCUGUGGCGUCGGUGGACACGGGCGCCGCUCGACUAGGCGGCAAGCUGCUCGACUCUGAAGGGAUCAAGCAGCGCUACCUGUGGGCGCAGCCGUCGUACGCGUCGGUGGUGCCCGUCGAGAACCACGUUGCGCUUCCCCUAUCGGGGCAGGCGGGCUCGACCAACGGGACGACGAUGAAGCUCGUCUGCCUGUCGAGCGGCUACGUGGUGCUGCCGGACCUGGUUGUGCAGGUGUACAGCGCUGGGCACGCCGAGGCGGAAGAGGUGCGCAUCCAGGGCCUAGGCGCCAUUUUUGUAGACUGA